GGAAGGCGACGGGCGGCUUCCGGCGGGAGGCUGCGGGGCGCCGAGCGCUGCCGGCCCGCGGGGCUGAGGGGCGCCGGCAGCUCCGCGGUGAGGGGAGAUCCCCGCGGGCAGAGAUGUUGGUGCACUUGUGGGGGUUCCUGUACAGCAGCUACUUCCGGUUCUGGCUGAAGUGGCUCUGGCGGCUGCUGACGGGGAAGUGCGAGCUGCAGCGCGUCUUUGAGGGCGCGAAGGAGGGCGCGCGGAGGACGCUGGGCAUAGAACGUUCACUGGGAUCAUCAAAAAGCAAGGUUCUAAGAAAUGCCCUAAAUGCUGAUGAAACCGAAAUAGAGAAGUGUGUCAGAGAUGUAAUGAAAGAAAAGAAAAUUGAACAGAAGGAUAUCAGGUUUAAGACAAAUCUGCAUAUGUCCUUACUGCAGAUAACAGGUUAUAAAAAACUUUACUUGGAUGUGGAAAAUCUGAGGAAGGUCACAUAUGAUUCAGAUAACGAAGAACACGAGGAACAGUUAAUUGAGCUCUGGAAUUUGCUGAUGCCUCACGAAAAUCUGAAGGCCAGAAUCACGAAGCAGUGGUGUGACAUUGGCUUCCAAGGCGAUGACCCCAAAACAGACUUCAGAGGGAUGGGCCUGCUGGGAUUAGUGAAUCUGGUGUAUUUUAGUAAGCAUUACACCAACGAAGCUCGUCAGAUCCUUUCUCAUUCAAAUCACCCAAAACUGGGAUACUCUUAUGCAAUAGUUGGAAUUAAUCUGACUGAAAUGGCGUACAGCUUACUUAAGAAUGGUGCUUUAAAGUCUCACCUGUACAACAUGGUCCCUGGAUUGCCACAAAUGGAACACUUCCAUCAGUUUUACUGUUAUCUGGUUUAUGAGUUUGAUAAGUUUUGGUUUGAAGAAGAACCGGAAAGUAUUAUGCACUUCAACCAGUACAGAGAAAAAUUCCAUGACAAGAUUAAGGGCCUUCUACUGGAUUAUGAUGUGAUAUUAACCUUGCAGAAUACAAAGAAACCGUAAGUCCUCUGCAGCACAUCAGGUUCUGCGUCAAGAAGGGAAUUAUGCAUUUGGUUUUGCAAGUUUCACUCUGAACUGUAUAACAAUAGAACUCUUUUGCAUAGAAAAGAAAAAAGCAAGCUAAAUUGGGUUAAGAAAGCUCGGACAAUCAACCUCUGUUUACAGCUCUUAUAUGCUAUUCUCCAAAGGACAUUUUUGUGUGUGCGUUUAUCUUGUUUAAUUUGGUUUUGUUUUUAACCUGGAUGUCUGAAGAUCCUCCGGAUCGUUUGCUCUCAAUUUCUUUUAUACUUCUUAGCGCAAAAACUUGAAGCAGAUAUUUAUUCUGCACAGUGUUUCUCAUUAAUAGGUUUAUGUGAUCAUUGUAUUUUAAAGCUUUCUUUAGGUGAGGUUUCUGGUUUAGGCCCUUUGCGUUCUCAUUCUGUAUGUAUAGUCUAUGAUCCACUUGUCAGCGUUCUAUUUCUGCGAUGAAGGGAAUGCAUCGUCAUUUAUGAUCUUGGAGAAGAGGCUUAAUUCAGCAACGUACCGAUGUACGUACUACAAAUUCCUUCUGGCUAAGCAAGUUUUCUGCCUGUGGAUUUGUACCAGCAAAUGUCUGUGCUUGGAAAAAGCUUCAUUUGCAAACAAACAGAAAAAGAAUCAUAAAUCAACAACGUGAGGAUCGGGUCCUCUUUCUGAAAACAUUCCCGCUGUGAAACUUCUCCAUUCUUUCUGAUCUGAGACGUUUGACUUUGCCGCCAGCCCUUUCUUUUAGCAGAUGAUGGGGAAUUCUGAUUGGGAAGUACAAGGGAGUUAGAGUGUUCAGUCAUUAAUGUAAAAUAACACAAACCCCACAGCUGCAUCUGCCGUAUCUAUCCUUUGAAAAUUAACUCCAACUUCUAAUGAAAAUGCAUUUUUUUUUUCAUGGAAGGAUGCAGCUGUGACACAUUCCUUUACCUUGGCAUCCUCAGACAAUCUAAUCAAUAGGAUUUCCUGUGUGUAUUUUGACAAAUUGUUGCUUAAAGCAGCAUUAAACAGAUUUGGUAAAACCAUCACUUCUUUUCCUAAAACCUACUACUAAACAAGUGCCUUCUGCUUUAUUCAGUCAGUGUUUUAUUUUCGUUCUGUAACCCGAUCGUAGCCUUAGAAGCUUGAGUUAAUUGGGAAAACCUCUAUCAGUACGUACCUAACCAGCACACUGGCACAAAAGUGUUAUGCUAACACAGGCUUUCAUGGUUAUUUUUUUAAUUUUUAAAUCAUCUCAGGUAAAUGAGUUAACAACUAUGACUCAUAAUGAUGAGGCUCCUGAAGAACACAGAUUUGGAACAGGAGAGGAAAGAGACAAACUCCUUUAUGUGAUGAGUAAUGCUACGCUGCAGAAACACUACAUUUAUUAUUAUAUUAUGUAAUGUUAUGUCUCCUUGGAGAGAUUAAAAACGCAUGUGGACGAGGUCCUGAGCAGCCUGCUUAAAGCAGGGGGAAUUUGGACCAUGGGGUCUCCAGAGGUGCUUCCCCACUUCAGUAUUUAUGUGAUUCUCUAUCGUAUAAACAGGGACUUCUUGCACUGCUCUCAGUCCCUUAAACGUUUGUGAUCUUUGUGUUAGUGGGAAAGCUCCUGGUCAUGGUAUACAAUAUGUAUUUUAUAUAUAUAUACACACACAGGAGGUAAUGCAGUUCUGUCUUCUUUUAUGGUACUUUAGUUAUCGAUAAUGGUUGAACAGUUCUUGAGUUUACCAUGCACAGGGUGGAGAGAGGUUCAGCUCACCUAUGUUGGACUGAUACUAUUCUACUAAAAAGUAAACCUAAAUAUUGUUUGUAGUUGCAAGUACGUAAGGUUAUACCAUAGCUUGUAAGGAGAACAGCAGUUCUGUUGCUGCUCCCAGGUUCUUGGAGUCUUGUAAAUGUCACCACUGAAAAAACUGAGAUCCCGCGGUGCCAUUUCUCUCUGCUCCCUGUGCAAAUUGGACAUUCCCAAAGUCUGAUGGAGGGAAGGAGCUGAAAACGAGUUGUCUACUAUGUACUAGUCCCAGCUUCUUUCGUGCUAGUCUUCUUUAAUGAUUUUUGCUAUUGCUUGUAGGUCUCAUUUGCAAGUAAAUGGGGCACACCUUUUGCAUUUCGGAAGUGACCACAAGAUUCCUGCUGCUGCUGCCAGACAAGGAGAUCCCAUUCUUUUAUUUCAUCUUCCACUUGCUAGACAGUAACAGAGCUGUUACUGUCUCAGAAAUCCCUCUCCUCUCUGGUAGAGUCUGCAACCUUUUCUUUCUUUUUUUGGCAGUGGUAGCUCACAGAGCCUACAUGCCGGUCCUUCCAGCCUUGAAACUUGUAUUCAGCUCCUUGAUCUCUAGGAGGCUGCUGUGUAACUAUUGCUAAGGCGUUUAAAGCCCUACCAUCAUUAGUUUUCCUGUCACUUAACAAUGACGUCUUAGUCUAGAACGUAUGUUGAGCUCUGUAAAAUACGUCUUCAUUAGCUUUUUUUAAUUACAAAAUGUCAACCCAACCAUCACCAGAUGAGUGGUAUAUAUGGGAAUGCAUUAGUUUGUACGUAGUAUUUGUUUAUGAUGAGUAUUUGCUAGGCUCCACUACAGUUUCCCAGUAAAUGGUUAGAACCUGCAUGUAUUUUGGUGUGACGAGUACCCCAGUUCUUCUGAGAGUCACUGUGUGUAGAGUAGUAGCAGCUCUCUCUGUUUCGCACUGGCGGUGGGCUAAGUGUAUUGUGGUAGUGGCUAGAACAUGGGGCGGGGGAGGUAUAACUGCAUUAGAGGAGUGUUUAGGAUGGUGUUUUACUAGUCAGUGUGUUUUAUACCAACUGCUACAAUGACAAUCCUAAGGCUAUGGAAAAGAAAACAUUGCCUCUCUGCAAGUUGAUAUAAUCAAUUUGUUUCACAGCAGAAGUUGUUGCUCGGAGUUUAUUCUAAGAGUCCUACAAGUUAAAACUUGGUAAGUUCUCUUGCUGUUAUUUAUUAACUGUCAUGCGUUAUCUUAUUGGAACUUUUAAGUAUUGUUAGUUUGCUAACGUGCUGCAUCCUCAAAACAUUCACUACACGGUGGCUGAUACCUAACAGUCAUUUUAGGACAAAAAAUAAGACUGAACACAAAGUGGUUCUCUAAUUUUUGUUGUUCUUGUAGCAACUGUUUAGCAAACUACCUCCCUUGCCCUUGUUCAAGCAUAGGCUUCAAACAUGGUACUGCACCACGAACAAAGUAAUGUGGAGGUAUGUAAAGAUGAUUACAAGUCAAGGUAGAAGCUUGUCUUUCAUUCAUUGAACACGUGGCCUCAAAAAUAACCAACGUAAUUGGAAAGCAUGAUUUGAAGACAGUGCUACCUAAGAAACAGAAAUGUUUUUAAACUGCUGCUUCUGCCACCUGAUAGUGCAGACAAUGGGAUGUCCUGUCCUAAAAGGGCAAGAGGAGAAGGGACCAAUUCAAGCACCUCGAGUAAUUUUGGAUUUUCACUCACUGGGGUAAAACAAACAAAAAGCAAACCCCAAGCAUCCAUUCCCUAGAUUUUUCCAUCCUAGUUUCAAUAAACGUUUAAAAACAAGAAUGUUAGUUAGCCUUGUCUUAGGAAUUACUGUGAUGGAAAAGGUUUGUGGGAAUUCAGUAGUCACGAUUAUUGAAAAUACAACUAGUGGAUUUUUUUGGUCAUCCCUGUUUGUUUUGUGUUGCUAUAGUGCUGUGGUGAUCUAUCUUGGGACUGAUGUUUCCUGUGCCAGUCUGUAUACUGUCUUUCACUUGGGAAGGGAGUGGUGGAGGGGGGGGGGGGGGAAAGAGACACCUGAGAGUGCUGCCAGUGGGCAGUUUCUCCUUAUCACACUGUGCUUAGAUAACUACAUACUAAUAGAAAUUUAUGUUUACCACAGUAUAAAAGCAAUAACGUAAACUGUGAUGUCUGUGUAAUGGAAACUUAUGUUUACAAUGGUAGGAAAUAAAGAACGAGUUAUUAAAAA
This is a messenger RNA of Gallus gallus (chicken), 4927 nucleotides long. RefSeq names its product ELMO domain containing 2 (gene ELMOD2). The transcript is spliced from 8 exons. NCBI's taxonomy places the organism in Eukaryota, Metazoa, Chordata, Aves, Galliformes, Phasianidae. The record is from RefSeq and is marked validated. Gene Ontology annotation, molecular function: GTPase activator activity. Bases 114 to 1007 code for a protein of 297 amino acids. Gene Ontology annotation, cellular component: membrane.